UGCGACUGAAGGAAGUCAAAAAAAAAAAUAAAAGUGUAAGUUUAAAUAGUUUAGAAAGAUACUGAGACUGUAGGGAUGUGAAAAAAGAUUUAAAUAAAUUAACUAGCAAGGAGUCUUGUGGCCAGCAUAAAGACCCGAACCCAUUGGAGUUUUCAAAUUGAAAAUACCAGUCUUCAUUGAGAUUAAGAUUCGAACCCAGGACCCAAGGUUCGAAAACCAAGCACUUAACCGCUUUUGAUUUACAAGAACUCUUUAAAAAUGUCCUGCAAGAGAAAAACUCAAACUGAUAGAGCAGUAUCGAAAAGACACAAAACAGAAAAAAACAGUACAGACCUUUGUUUUCCUCAAGACACAUGUGGACUAAAUGGAUCAGAGGAUCAGACUGACCUAGCAGACUUCUCCAGUCCUGGGGAUGAGAAUCAAGAUACAGAUUCUCAUCAUUUCAUCAGUGACCAGUUCAAAGUCCAGUCAGAUGAGGUUGAAGGUCCACUAAUUGGUGAUCAUGAAACUCAGGAGUCAGAAGGUGGAGAAGCUGAUCUACACAAAUAUCUUGUGGGCUGUAAGAAGAAUCCAGGUCAUAGCCAGUUUAUACCUGUUGAUACAUUCUCCUUGAAACAUUUACCUGAAGGUCUUCAAGACAAUGAUUUGUAUGAAUACAUCAAAGUUAUAGCUGACCUCACAGUUAGAGUUGAUGUGAAAAUGUCAAGUCCAGACAGACCAAAGUUUUGGCCAAAGACAACUCAACCAUAUCCAUUUUCUAACAUGAGUGAGAGAAGAAACUUGAGGACAGGAAGUGGAAGAGUGAGGGAUGUAAACAAGUUUCAAGAUGGAGUCACACAAGAUAGAGGUUAUAGACUUAGUGCCUACACAAAGUGUUGGUGUAGAAAAUGUGAAGGUUCAAACUCACCCAGCAAUGUGUGGUGGGAGUUUUAUGUGUACACAGCCACACAUGUGGUUUUUGAUGCCAUUGAGGCCAACCACACAACCUUGAGAUUGUUUUAUGAUAAAGAGGACAGCCCAGUGUUCAGUGUUAAUAAGGUCAGUGUUUUAGGUGUAAACAUUGAGCAUGACAGGUGUGAGUUGAACUGUGUGACAUGUGAUAAAAAUGUAGGAAAUAAACUGAUGGAAAUGUGGAAACAUUUUGAAAAUGUCAGGUGGAAAGUCUGGAACAAAUACUCUGCCUCUAGAUCUAAACACAGGUUGACCUUUAUAGUGUCACAUCCUCAUGGCUGUUCUAAACAGGUCAGUGUUGGUCAAUGGAAGGACAGACUAGAGGUGGAUGGUAGAUCUAAGUUGACUUAUACAACUUGUACAUGUCCAGGAAGUAGUGGAGCAUAUGUCCACUGUCUGGGGUAUAGUGACCCCUGGACUUGGUCUGAACUUGUCCACAGUGGAAGUCUCAAGUCUGGAUUAAAUUACAGUGGAGUUGGUCGUUUCUUGUGAGUUGUUUCCCUUGUGAGUUGUCCAGCUCCACCAUGAAGAUGUCUUUGAGAACCCUUGACAUUCUGAACCUCAAACUGAAAUGUCUCUUUAGUCUUGAGCUAUGUAAAUAAAUUGUGUAUGUUAUCUUUAAAUUUACAAUGUUUUGUUUCCCUUGUUAUCCAUGUUGUUGUUUGUAAUUUACAUUUACAAUAAUUGAAACCUAAUCGACUAGAAACCAAAUCUACUAGAACUUGCUAUCGACGAUCAGGUUUGUGGAAAAAAUUUAUUAGAUGUAGUUCUUAUGUUGUUGUUUUUUUUUUAAUUAUUUAAAAUGCAAUCUAAAAGUUUGCAAAUAUUUCAAAUACAAAAAGUUGUCGGGUAUAAUAAAAUAUAAUUAAUCGAAUUAAAA
Biomphalaria glabrata is the source of this 1831-nucleotide messenger RNA. RefSeq lists its product as uncharacterized. NCBI's taxonomy places the organism in Eukaryota, Metazoa, Mollusca, Gastropoda, Planorbidae. The record is from RefSeq and is a predicted model, not a curated record. Bases 259 to 1443 code for a protein of 394 amino acids. The transcript is spliced from 7 exons.